Messenger RNA from Acipenser ruthenus (sterlet), 4574 nucleotides. Its product is annotated as multimerin-1-like. The record is from RefSeq and is a predicted model, not a curated record. NCBI's taxonomy places the organism in Eukaryota, Metazoa, Chordata, Actinopteri, Acipenseriformes, Acipenseridae. The transcript is spliced from 8 exons. Bases 106 to 3507 code for a protein of 1133 amino acids. Gene Ontology annotation, molecular function: protein binding; extracellular matrix constituent conferring elasticity.
AUCAUACAGCUCAAGUGUAAGACAAGUGCAGAGACUAGAAGACCAAACAAGGUCCUUAUCUGAAUAGUUCUAAUUAAAUGUUUGGAAACGAAGUGGUCACCAAAGAUGAAGUGGAUAGUACUUUCUUUUGUAUAUAUGUUAAGUGGGGUUUAUGGGGGGUUUUCCAAUAAUACUAAUAAUGGUACUGCAGAUGGGCAUGUACCUGUUGAUAACAGUAGCAUCAGCACAAAUAAUAUUACUGGCAAUAACAUACGACUGAAAACAAAUCAUUUUGAAGGGCUAGUUACAAGUAUAAAACUCUCUCAGCCAACAGCGAGGGCACCUGAAGAUGCAAAGGCAGAUGAAGCCACCACCAGAUUGAAGCAUGCAAACGAAAAAGUGACGGUUCAGAAUGGAGCCAAGGGGGUGCCUAGUGGAAACAGACUUCCCAGGCAGACCUACAGCAAGAUCAGCAUCAGCAAACCCAGCUUUGAGACGACAAGGGGAAAAAACUGGUGUGCAUAUGUCCACACAAGGCUCUCACCAACAGUAGUGAUGGACAAUGUGGAAUCAUAUGUGACCAUGUCCACAGAACCAUGCUCCUGGAACACUGGGGGUUGCCCUGUCAGAUAUCAAAUGAUGAAUCGCCCUGCCUAUCGCAUGAGACACAAAAUAGUCACCUCCUUAGAGUGGAAGUGCUGCCCUGGUUACAUUGGAUCCAAGUGCGAACCUAAAGCCCAGCAGUCACAGACCCCAGCAUCAGAGAGUCAAGAUGAGAGUGAUACUGCUGUUAGUGAAGGACCAGCUGCAGACCAGCAGACCCCAGACCCAGCAUUGACUCUGAAGAUGACUGAUCAGAUAUACAGCCAGGAAAUGAAGCUCACAAUUUUGCAGAAGAAAAUGGAUAGCAUCUCCACUAACAUGAGUGAUGUAAGAAGCAUGAUAUUCUCUUUGGAAGGAAAAAUGAAUGAAGAAAGUGGGAAAGAUCUACAGUCAACACUGAAAGAUUUUAAGACAAAGGGGAUCAGUGACCUUGUGAAGGAAAUUGUACAGGAGCAACUCAAAGUAUAUCAAGAUAGCACACAAGAGACCGUUGUCCAGUUAUUUAAGACUGUAUCAAGUUUGACUGAAGAGCUUGAGACCACAAAAGAAACAGUUCAUAGAUUAAAUAAAACAAUGUCUUCAGUAUCAACAAACUACACGCCCCUUCAAAAAAAUAACAAUCAAACAAUGACUGAUAUCCAAAAUAUAAAAAAUGGAAUGACAACUUUGAGAGAGGAAGUCUUCAGUACUUAUGGUAGUAUAACUAAGGAACUAAUAGAAAAACAGAAAUCUCUCGAAGAGGAAUUUGAGCGUGAACGAGAAAAGAACAAUGUUUACUAUGAAACUAUAAAGCACACCCUUUCUCAAAUGAGGGAGAUCCACGAACAACUCCAGUCUGGAGAGCAACUUGAAAGCCCAACAACAGUCCCUCAGAACGAUAAUGUUACUGAACAUGUUUCACUUCUGAGUGAGACUGUCAAAAAGCAAUCGCUGGUAAUUCUACAGCUACACAAUGAAUUAUCUGCACAAAAUAUAAAGAUCAGCAAUCUUACACUUGCAGAUAGACACCAGAGAGAUCUUGCAAAGACUACCUGUGAACUACAGAACCAGAUGGAGAAGAUAGAAGACCAUAUGAAUAUCUUGAAUAAAACGCUAUGCGACACCAUCAUGCCCAUGGACGAUAUGUUCAGCGUGAUGGAGGAGAGGAUCAGUCAUAUGUCCUAUGAUCUUGAGGAACUCAAACCCUUGAUAGAAAAAGAGACAUUUCAAAAAGACGAUCCAAGUAGUGAGCUCAAUUCUGAACUUUUAACCAUGAAGAAACAAAUUGACAGCCUUAAAUCUAUUGUAAACAAGCUGAAUUUGAAAACCCAAUACGUAAUGAAAAACCAAGAUGAACUUGGCAAUCUAUCCAGAGAAAAAGAGGUACAGUUUGAUAAACAUCUUGAUAGAUGUCGCAUGGAAAUAGAAGAUGGUCUUAAUGACACUAUGUCUGUUAUUAAUGAUGCCAUUGAUGCUGUUCAGGAUAAUUAUUAUGUUCUUCAGAAUGAUGUGGCUACUAUAAAUAGCUAUGUUAAUGUGACCCAUCGUGAUAUCACUGAAAAAGUAGAGACUGUAUUGGGUAAAAUACCUCAGUUUGUUCAAAUGAAUUACUCCUUAAAGGCCAUGCAAGAUAAAACAGACAUGCUAUAUAACACAUUGGGAGCAAUUGGAGUUUUUUCAGAUCAGAUAUUAAAAGAUUCUGAAAAUAAUAGGCCUCCAAACCUUGUGAAAGUUUCCCAGCAAUUAAGUGAAGCAGUAUCUAUAAUUGGAGACCACCAGCAAGCAAUCAACCGUUUGGAAGAAAAACCCUCCAGUUCUUCUCAGGACCUUAAGACCAUCAGAUUACGUCUCCAGAGUGUUGAAUCCAGACUAAACUUGCUAAUUGCAAAACCCCCAAAAUCUAAAUUAUCGCCAGAAGAAAAGAACGCAUUACCCCCUACAAAAUACCAAGAGCUGAACAACAAAGUAAAAGAACUUGUAGCUCAAUCCUUAAACCAAACCAAUGCUAUUUUAUCUUUAAAGGCAACUGCCUCAAAAGCUUGGGUUUUAUGUCAAAAUGUGUCCAGUUCACAUGAGAUGAUGCAAGCCAGUGGUCCUCUGCUUUCUAAAGAAGACCAACUAAACAUCACAGUUUUGCACGAGAGGCUUAAAGAAUUACUGAGCCCAACCCAUGAAGCCACCAGCAGAUUAAUCUUAGCCAACAUUACACUCUACGUCGAAGCUGCCAUUUCCAGCAUUUUCAAGGAUGUCACAAAACUCCAAAAACAAAUGAGGCAGCUCUCAAAGAAGCAAGAAACAGCUUUAAAACUAACACUGAAUGCUACCACUGCUCUAACGAACCGGAGUCAGAGAAAUGCAGAAAAUGCAGUAGUUUCAGCAGAGUAUGUCAGCUGCAGCAGUUCUCCGUGCCAGAACGGGGGCACCUGUAUUAAUGAAAGAAGUGCUCAUGUAUGUGCAUGCCGCCCUCCCUUUGGUGGUGUCAACUGUUCCGUCAAGUUAGUGAAUGAAAACAAUCUGUCUACUGAUUUUUCUAAAGGAUCCUACAGGUACGCUCCGAUGGUAACUUUCUUUGUUGCACACACCUUUGAAAUGAAAGCUCCUGGCAUAAUCAAAUUCAACCAUCUCUACGUAAACUAUGGAGCAUCUUAUUCACCGGGAAGUGGAAAGUUUGUGAUUCCUUACCUGGGGGUGUAUGUCUUCAAAUACACCAUUGAAUCCUGCAGCCCACAGGUCGCUGGGUACCUGGUUGUUGAUGAAGUGGACAAGCUGGCGUUCCAGUCUGAAGAUGCCACGGCUGCAGUGUAUUCCAGCAGCCUAAUAACUGGGGAUGCUAUGCUUGAGCUAAAUUAUGGGCAAAAGGUUUGGUUAAGGUUGGAGAAAGGGUCUAUUCCCUCAAAGUACCCUCCAGUUACAACAUUUGGUGGUUAUCUGUUAUACCGUACAUAGUACUCUGCUAACCAGACAGUAUACUAGUAACUAUCUUGUCACUUAGUCUGAUUCGUUAAACAAUAAGUAAAUCAGUGCUUUUCUCAUGUAUACUGACUUUUACGAAUUAUGUGAUGCAUAAAUAUUAAAUAUAUUGCAUGUUAUUUUGCUUAAGAAUCCAAUAUUUGUUUCUACUUCUAUAUGUAAUAUGUAAACUAAACUAGGUUUCCCCAGUUGUACUUAGCUUGGUUCUGUAGUAGGGCUAUUCUAGUAUAAAGUCACUUGGGACUAAUGGUGUGGAAAUUUUGUGAUGUAAUAAAUAAGCUGAAGCAAUGCCUGCCAUGUGGAGACAUAACAAAUUAAUACACAAUCUACAUAGCAUUUAGGAAAGUUGCACAUGGCAAAGUGUACAUUAUUAAUUUAACUUGCUAUUGUAUUGAGGAUUAAAAAAAACAACUGUGUUUCUCGGUGUAAGAUCUGAAAUAAAAAAAAAAAGAUUGGUUAAUGAUAUUCAGGUGCUUUCCUGUUUUUAUCUUUUUCAAGUCACUUUAUUUAUACACAGUCGAAUUAGUUCAGCUGCCAGUUGGAACUUUCCAACAGCAGAUGUUUAUCUAAUCAGACCAUCCAUUCAUCCAAGGUGCAUUGAGGGCAGUAUUGGAACUCCUCAUAGUUUAACAAAAUGUAUUCUUUACUCUAAAAGAAAAUACAUUUCACAAACGUAUGAUUGUGUAGUUAUUUGUAUGCUGUUUAAUCGUGCCUAUAAAUAAAAAAAGUUUAAAACAGUGGUCUUUAUAAUAUAGCAUGCUGGCCAUAUGCAGGUCCCUGAUAAACUGUGGACUUACUGUAUGCUGUUACAAGUUCAGUGUUUCAUGUGUCCUUGUAAAGACUUAAAAACUUAAAGAGCCAAUACUAUAGUGAACAGCUACUGGAGAUAAAGUUUACUUUUAUACUGCUGGCAAUGCCCAGUAGCUGUGGACUAGAUGGCACUGGCUCUUACUAUUUUAAAGACACUUUCAACUCUAGCUUGUCUGUGGCAGGAAAGCAAACCUCAAUCUUCUGAACUCAUGAGGAUAUAAAAACAGCAAUAU